Molecule: messenger RNA, 947 nt
Organism: Tigriopus californicus
Lineage: Eukaryota; Metazoa; Arthropoda; Copepoda; Harpacticoida; Harpacticidae
Exons: 2
Coding region: 257-862 (201 amino acids)
Source: RefSeq, a predicted model, not a curated record
CAAAGUUAAAGCAGCGUCGAUUCAUUUCAUUCCGUUUAUAUCCGAAUGCAUCAUAUAUGGCCAUCAAAUCAAGCCAAAGCUAGCAAGCCUGAAAAUAUCCCGUUCAAGGCGUGGUUCAAGCCGGCCACAAACCAGAGGUCCGAGGGAGGGACCCAAAGAGGGGCCGAAGGAGCGGUCAGCUUGCCAAAAGGGUUGAAGCAAACCUAGCUGAAGCAACAACACCUUUCACGCUUGAAUCGUUCUCGACGCCUUCUACAUGGAACUGGAGCCCUAUGCCAUGGCGGAGUUCGUAAUCCACGUCCUCCAACAUAAAACCAAUGAGACUCAGGAUAAGAGCAAGAGAUUUUACUUGAGGCGGGUCCGACACCUCCUUACGUGCGGAGAAUGCCCCUCGGGUGACGAGAUGGAUGUGGCUUUGAGACAAGCGGGGGGCGUGGUCAAUGAUAUCCCCCUUGGCCCUCCCUUCAACGUUGCGCGUUGCUCGGAUACCACAAACAAUAUCCCCGGCACCUCAUCUCAAUCGUCCACCAAAUCCUCGGCUACAGCACCACCAGUGUCCUACCCCAAUUCACCGUCAUUGAUCAAGAUUAAAUUAGGAAAACUGGCUUCUCCGCCAUACAAGAAGAACUCUGCCGUAUUGAAGUCGAAGUGGAGGAGGCAAGAUCGGAAGCGGCUCGAAACGCUUCAAACACAAGGGCCGAAAUCUCAAAAGCAAAAACUCCUCGGCCUCUUUUAUGGUCAUCGAUUGGUGGGGAAAGGCCAGAAGCCUCGAAGAAUUCCGAUCAAGGAUGGUCCAGCUAACGACCUGGUGUCAGAUCCUCGAAUUUCGAUGGAGUCGGAAGAGUCAUCUACCCUAAAUUGAAGCCCGGAAAAAAAAUUGUACUGGUUGGAUUGGAUCAAAGAAUCUUGUAGUAUUUUUUCAUUAUAAAAACACAGCGAUCAGCUCA